Molecule: messenger RNA, 1046 nt
Organism: Stylophora pistillata
Lineage: Eukaryota; Metazoa; Cnidaria; Anthozoa; Scleractinia; Pocilloporidae
Product: cold shock domain-containing protein C2
Biological process (GO): regulation of mRNA stability
Cellular component (GO): cytoplasm
Molecular function (GO): mRNA 3'-UTR binding
Source: RefSeq, a predicted model, not a curated record
AGAGGAGCUGGGAACAAUUCUUCUCCGAGGGAGGGAAGUGAGAUAGUGAAUAGUUUGCACGGAAGAAGCUUGUGUUCAGAUUUAUUGCUUAUUAAAGUUCUACAGUUAGGUAUGUCUUCUGAACACAAAGACGGCCACGUGGAGAUUGUGGAAGAAAAGCCUGCAGGAAGCCCUACUAAAGACCACAGAGAAAAGAGCUUGUCAAGUCCAGAGGGCUCGCCCAUGAACCCGAGAAAAUUUCCAUUCAAAAUCCCAAGUCCUGUACCCACAAGGCGAACUAGGACUACUUCCCAAUCACGAAUUGCAUCAGAAUCUCCAGAGCAAACAGGGGUCUGUAAGAAUUUUUGUCGGAACAAAGGUCAUGGUUUCAUUACCCCUGAUGAUGGUGGGAAGGAUAUUUUUGUGCAUAUUUCUGACAUAGAGGGGGAGUUUGUUCCUAAAGAGGGAGACAAAGUUUCCUUCCGUACUUGUCCAUUGCCUCCGAAAAAUGUAGAGAAACAAGCGGUGAUGGUAGUGCUGACUGAAAUGAGAGGGGCACAUGAAAAGUGGUGGAACAGUUCUUAACAGAGAUAGACAUUUGAACACACUUUUUAAUGGUUGAAUGUUUUUCAAUGGUUGAUAUAGUAGAACCCCACUAACCUAUGGUUCCAAGGGAAACAAAGAAUAGUUUGAGGGACUGGGCAAGGUUGUUCAAGGCUGGGAUGAGAUAACCCAGGAUUAGCGUGAAAUUUGAAAGUUUAGUUUAAUUCUAUUUGCCUACAAUUUAAUGAUUGGAUGCACUAAAAAGAGUUGGACAAUUACCCUAAAAAGACUCUUGAAUAGAGAAUUAAAGAAACCCAGAUUAGAAUUCAACCCUGGGUUAGUGCCAAUCUGCCUUGAAAAAUUGGGCCCUGAUGAGUUAACCCAGGCCUGUAACUCCAAGAAAUGAUUAACAUGUAACUUUUCCUUAUAAAAUCCAUUCAUUAUACAGCAAAAAGGUAAUGAGAAUAUUCAAAGUUGUCAGGUAGAUGUUGUUAUCUUGAUCUAACACCAAAUUCUUGUAACUA